AUGUCCGGUGAAGCAUGGCUCUACCUAUUGGCGGUGUUGAUCAACGCCGUCAACCUGUUCUUACAGGUCUUCUUCACUAUCAUGUACAGUGAUCUCGAGUGCGACUACAUCAACCCUAUCGAUCUGUGCAACCGACUCAACGCCUACAUUAUCCCCGAGGCUGGUGUCCACGCCUUCCUUACCUUCCUCUUCGUGAUCAACGGCUACUGGCUUGCAAUCUUUUUGAACCUGCCAUUGUUGGCCUUCAAUGCCAAGAAGAUCUAUGACAACCAGCACCUUCUUGACGCCACCGAAAUCUUCCGCAAGCUCAAUGUACACAAGAAGGAAUCCUUCAUCAAACUUGGUUUCCACCUUUUGAUGUUCUUCUUCUACCUCUACAGCAUGAUCGUUGCCCUUAUCCGCGACGAGUCUCACUGA
Messenger RNA from Aspergillus versicolor CBS 583.65, 417 nucleotides. RefSeq names its product cornichon family protein. The transcript is spliced from 4 exons. Gene Ontology annotation, biological process: endoplasmic reticulum to Golgi vesicle-mediated transport. The record is from RefSeq and is a predicted model, not a curated record. Lineage: Eukaryota; Fungi; Ascomycota; Eurotiomycetes; Eurotiales; Aspergillaceae. The coding region runs from base 1 to 417 and encodes 138 amino acids. Gene Ontology annotation, cellular component: COPII-coated ER to Golgi transport vesicle; endoplasmic reticulum membrane.